AUGCCAAAUGUGAGCCUGCAUGUGACAUUACCAAUUCCAAGAGACGAGGACAAAGAAACAAGAGACAAAGAUAAACAGAGACCACCACCAAGAAACUGUUCAAAUACACCACUAACGGCGGGUGUUUCAGGUGAUGAUCAAACCUUGGAGCAGAUUCCGAUUGUGUGUGAGUUCCCAGAGGUGUUUUCAGAUGAUAUUGAUGAAUUUCAACCUAACCGAGAGGUGAAAUUCGCAAUUGAGUUGGUGCUUGGAGCCGGUCCGAUCUCGAGUGCUCCUUAUAGGAUGUCACCUCUAGAAAUGGCCAAGAUGAAGGCUCAGCUAGAAGAUCUAUUGGGCAAACACUUUAUUCGACCAAGUGUUUCUCCGUGGGGAGUUUCAGUGCUAAUGGUAAAGAAGAAAGACAGAAGUAUGCGCUUGUGUGUCGAUUAUCAGUAG
Molecule: messenger RNA, 435 nt
Organism: Arachis duranensis
Lineage: Eukaryota; Viridiplantae; Streptophyta; Magnoliopsida; Fabales; Fabaceae
Exons: 2
Coding region: 1-435 (144 amino acids)
Source: RefSeq, a predicted model, not a curated record